GCUAAUUUUCAAAUAACUGUGCUGCUCCUCCUCGAUUGUUCAAAAAUGGGUCGAGGAAUGGCAAACCCGUUAAACGAAGUCCUUCUGGGCUUCCGUAGUGGCCCAACAUCUGCCUUUUGGCGCCUGCUCCGUAGGUUCACUUUACAGCGCUGUAAACCGGAGAGAAAGAAGCUGCCAACCGCGUGGUAGAAAGGUAUCAUUCACGCCAUUCUCGUGAUAUUUAGGGUAUGUAUUCAGACUCGCAGAGAGGGAAAAUGGGCAAGAAGCAGAACACGAGGACUAAAAAAGACACGCAAGUGACCCAGGAAGAGCCUGAAGAAUUUGUUGUGGAAAAAGUCCUCGACCAGCGAAUUGUGAAUGGGAAAGUAGAGUUCUUCCUGAAGUGGAAGGGAUUUACAGAUGCUGACAACACAUGGGAGCCAGAGGAGAACCUGGACUGUCCCGAGCUGAUCUCAGCUUUUCUGGAAGCGCAGAAAAACGUCAAGGAGAAGCCCGCCCCCGUGAAGAGGAAGGCCUCCACAGAGGAGCCAGAAACGGAACCCAAGAAGAAAGAUGUGGCUGAGAAACCACGCGGCUUUGCCAGGAACCUGGAACCCGAGCGAAUCAUUGGUGCCACAGACAGCAGCGGGGAGCUGAUGUUCUUGAUGAAGUGGAAAGACUCGGAUGAAGCGGACUUGGUCCCCGCCAAGGAGGCCAACACUCGCUGCCCUCAGGUGGUCAUUUCCUUCUAUGAGGAGAGACUGACAUGGCAUUCCUGUCCAGAAGACGAAGCUCAGUAAUUCUUCCCGCUGACCCUUUGCAUUGCCUAGAUCCUCAGGACUGGAUUUUCUCUUCUGGCCUUUGUUGUAGUUUUUUUCUUUUGUUUUUCAGGAUGUUUCUACACCUGCAUUGCAUGACAGUAAUGGGAAGCUUUGUUGUACAUAGUAGCUAAACAGACUGUUCAAGCUAAAAAAACAGUGAUGUUGUAGUGCAUCAAGACAUUAGUCGUCCUCUAUCGCGUUGCGGUUAUUCUGUUUUAUCCAUACUUGUUGUCAUAAAAUGUGUUAAGCUGUCAGCCAACUUUUUUUCUUUUAUUUUUCACAAACCCAUGCUUUGUUUUUCUCCCUCACGAAAAAGUGUUUUAUCCCAAUAUUAAACUUUGUUUACUGUCUGUAAAUAAACUUUCAAGUUCUAAUAAAGGUUUUAUGUGGCCCAAA
This is a messenger RNA of Menidia menidia (Atlantic silverside), 1196 nucleotides long. The record is from the annotation of a GenBank genome assembly. Lineage: Eukaryota; Metazoa; Chordata; Actinopteri; Atheriniformes; Atherinopsidae.